CAGUCGGUGUUUGUGGGCGGGCCUCGUCGGUACAAAGUAGGGAGAACUACCCUACAUUCCUAUACAAAACGAUUAGUGCUUAGUGCAUUGCAUAGAGUGACAAAACUUGUGAUAAUGUGUUGUUUCAUUCAAAAAAUUUAUAAACGCAAUGAAAGUUGAUGGACAGUUCUAUAGUAACAUUUAUUUUUGAUCUAAUACCAAUAGUUAAGUGGGAAAAUCGAAGUAUAGUGACUAGUGAGGGACAAAUGCCGUCAUAUAAAUGUCUAUCCUUUGUCUUGUCUAUGGAUCGUGGGUUUAGGACUUGAGAUUUAAAUGUAAUAAAUUAAUUUAAAGUAGACGAAAAUCCUAGUGUUGUGUACAAAUGCCGUUAUAUCGAUGCCGAUGUCGAUGUCGGCCUUGGUGCUGAAGAGUGAUGUGCUCGAGCUGGUGCGCCUCCUGGAGGCGUGGUGGCGAGCGCUGCUCCUGUUUUGCAAGCUGCUGCUCUGCUACUGCAAGUCGCUGCAGUCCCCUGAAGUAAAAGUGCCGGCAAUGAUGGCGCCCAGCGUGUUCCAAAGGACUAAGUCGCCACGAUCUUCACCUGGAACUCUGCCUAGAAAAUUACGGAAUGGCACCGAACCGCCAGCACAAUCCGUCCCCACCGCAGAUUCCAGUCCUGGGAACUCGAUCUCUGAUGCUGAGAACUUCGAAUGCUACGGCGAGGCUGAUGGCGACGCACCAGCCAAUGCACUAGAGAAUGGAACAAGAAGUCCUGGUAAUCCGUUGAACAGGCAUUCAUGGACACGCACAAGCUUGCGAAGAACCCCACCUAGCCACCAGGAGAAUCUGCCGCACCGCCGCUGGGGCUCCAUGAGACACUCCGGCAAGCGACAAAUCGGCUCCAAUGUCUUAGCUAGCCAAUUGUAUCGCUCGUCGUCAUUCAACUCGUCUGGCUGCGGCUCGGGCGGGGAACCGGCGGAUGACAUGUACUCUGAUGUGUCCCUAGAAGAAGAUGUCCAGGGUCUCAAUUAUAAGGUGCAACUACUCCAGCAGCAAGUGACGUCAUUAGCAGAUACGCAGAGCACCGCAGACGAGCGGUACGCGCGAGCAAAGGCUGACAACGCGGUGCUACAGGCCAGGGUCCACAUGCUUGACGAACAGAUACGGGAGAUCGAAUGCCGCUGCGAGGAAAGCAUAGCGGAAGAAAAGAGGCGGAGUCGAGAAGCGAUAUCGCGUAUCGAACGCGAUCGGGACACGCAGCUGGCUGCCAUCACCGACCGCCUCGCCACCGCCGAAGCAGAGGCUUCCGACCUCAAGCAAGAGGUGGGCCGACUCCGUGGCGUGGCAGAAACAUUAAGAGCCAAUGCUGAGGCAGCUGCUAGGGCUCACCGCGAAGCUCAAGAGCAAGUGAGCGAGCUUUCAGCUCAAUUGAGCGCAGCGCGAGAAGCGGAACGCAGGGAGCGAGAGUCGGCUGCCGCUGCGGCGACAAUGCUGGCUGAUGCCAAGCUUGAACUACAAAGACUGCAGGAAGCGCCUCCACCGCCGCCUGAUCCACGCCUCGAUGAACUGAGAAAAGAGUUGGUCCUGCUGAGAACUCAGAACAAAUCUUUAUCAGAGGCACAAGAAGAGUUGCAAGCGCAGAUCCUGACACGCGGUGUGGAGGAGGGCCGCAGCCUGUUGGAUGGCGUUAGCGGGCCGCUCGUCGCUACAAACUCGCUGGCUCACGAGCUCUCGCAAAUGAGUGACGAUGAGCUCGAUGGUAGCCAAACACAAACUGAUCACAGCAUAGAGUUGGAAAAGCUACAAAAAGCUUUAAAAGAACAACAAGAUGUAAACGUGCAACUGAGGAAUUACAUCGAUGGAAUAUUGCUGGCCAUCGUCGAAAACUACCCGCAGUUACUGGAAGUCAAGUAUCAAAAGCAACCCGGCGAAAUAAAAUCAUAACACCAAACGUCUGCCAUUCUAUACUAUUCUCUUCACGAUUUACAAUACUGCAAUUUGUUAGUUCUUAAAUAUAUUACUUUAGAUGUGUUAACAAUAUUAUUAUUUUAUCAAAAUUUUGUUGAAUAAAAAUAAAAUUUAUAAAAUCGUUACUGUGAUAAUGAGUAAUGAAAUUCACGUGUGCUUUCUUAAAACUAAGAAACAAAAAAAAUAACUUUAGUCGAAUUAAAUAUGGUUAAUAUGAUAAACAAUUGAAAUUAUAAUAUUGGUGAAUCAAGAUGUAAAUAUUGUGAAUAUGGAAUUUUAAAUGGUAAAGGAAAAUAAUUAUUCCUUUUAUCUCAAAUUUAAUUAUUCUUUAUAAUAUGAAAUGUAUAAUUUAUUUAGUUAUAAUUUAAUGAAGAUCUGCGCGAGAUUUGAACGUUUCGUUAGUAGAGAAGGCCAGGCCGUCCAUAAUGAUAUUAAAUCAUUACUACUUAAAGCAAUUUUUAUGAAAGACUGUAUGAAUGUUACACUUGGGUAUGAAAUGGGUAUUCUUAAUUUGUCAUACAAUCAAUAGCAAAAACAGACUCCAAUAUCGAGUACCACUUCACAGGAACUAAGAAUUAUAUCUUAGAACUUUAUUUAAUGUAGAUUGAGUAAAUAUUCUGUUUAAGUAAAUUAGGAACCCAGUUUAACAAAGCCAUUGAAAUUGUGUAAUGUAAAAUAAUAUUACGUUUUUAACUAUAUACCUUAGUACCUAAAUGUUAUAGAUAAGAAAAUGUGUACCUAUAUUUUUACAUUGAGAUAUUUAUAAUGUAAGGUAGCGAGAGUAGAGGUAGGCAUUUGUGUACAUUUUGAUAAUAAUGAAGAUGUUCCGUAACAGUCAACAAUAUGAAUAAAUGAAUUCUAAUACAA
Molecule: messenger RNA, 2811 nt
Organism: Manduca sexta (tobacco hornworm)
Lineage: Eukaryota; Metazoa; Arthropoda; Insecta; Lepidoptera; Sphingidae
Gene: nuf
Product: rab11 family-interacting protein 4
Exons: 14
Coding region: 376-1920 (514 amino acids)
Biological process (GO): regulation of cytokinesis; endocytic recycling
Cellular component (GO): cleavage furrow; recycling endosome membrane; endocytic vesicle
Source: RefSeq, a predicted model, not a curated record